Molecule: messenger RNA, 585 nt
Organism: Gilbertella persicaria
Lineage: Eukaryota; Fungi; Mucoromycota; Mucoromycetes; Mucorales; Choanephoraceae
Exons: 3
Coding region: 1-585 (194 amino acids)
Source: RefSeq, a predicted model, not a curated record
AUGUCAACAACAAGCCCUUUGGUGGACCUUGCUUCAGGUUCAGUUGUAGCAGAUGAAGCCACUAGUAAUAAUAAACAUAAUAAAUACACAACUUGUGAUUCACCUUCAGGCUCAUCAACUUCAGAACCACACGACGACGUUAUAAAUAUUCAACCUUCUUCUUUUAUUGACCAAUCUUUCUUUUAUAAAUUGGACCAACUAUCUCCAGACAACCCCUUGUUUUUUAUGCAACAACAACAACAACAACAACAACAACAACAACAACAACAUUUAUUACAGCCACAAAGACAACAUAUCCUAUCACCCUCACUUUCACCUUCACCUUCAUUACCUUCACCCUCGCAACAUACCGUACAGAGUUUUGUAGACCCUCUUUUACCAAACACAUCAACACCUACAGACUCUCAUCCAACAUUUUGGUCUGGUUUUAACAAUGCUAUUCCAAACCUCGCUAAGAACUUUACUGAAUAUAUCUCUGGUUAUCCAGUGCAACAAUCACAACCACCAUUUAAUUCACCAUUACCACUUAAAACGGAACGAUCUUCUUCUACUACAUCGAUUACUACUACUACUAUGCCAGGGUAA